CAGUUCAAAAAUUGUCCAUCUUUUGGUUUUCUCCAACUUUAACCUUAAAAUUAUUUGAAAUAAUAGAAAUUGUUACGCGGGUAAAAUUUAUAAUAUUAUAAACAUGUUAUGAAAUUAUGAUAAAAAUAAGAGGAAAGGAAAUGGAUAAAGACAUUGUGAUAUUGCUUUAUAUCAUUUUCAUUGGACCUUUGUCAAUCUCAUUAUUUUUAUAUGGAUUUUUCCCUUUGAUAAAAUAUGACAGUACCAUAGCAACUGAAAAUGAUAUUCCACAAUUCAUAGACAAUGUGAGAGUAAAGGUAGAUACAUUGUAUCAACCUGUGGUAAAAAAAUUAAUCAUUAUGAUUAUCGAUGCUUUGAGGUGGGAUUUUAUAACAGGAUCCAUCGGAAAAUUGGCUAUGCCUGUAACAAGUAGUCUUAUAACAAACUCUUCUGCAUGUUUGUUACAAGCUCAUGUUCAACCACCAACUGUUACAAUGCCUAGAAUAAAGGCAAUCACAACUGGGACAAUUCCUAGUUUCAUUGAUGUAGCUUUAAAUUUUGGGAGUAAACCAGUUACUGGUGAUAGUGUGCUUCUUCAGGCAAAGAGAUACGGGUAUAAAACAGUAUUUUAUGGAGAUGAUACUUGGCUAACUUUAUUUCCCUCUAUGUUUGAUCGUUAUGAUGGCACUACAUCAUUUUUUGUAACAGAUUUUACUGAGGUUGAUAAUAAUAUAACUAGACAUUUGAAUAAAGACUUACAUAAUACUAAUGAUUGGUCAAUAAUGAUUCUUCAUUACCUAGGACUUGACCAUAUUGGCCAUGUUCAUGGACCAUUUAGCCCACUUAUUAAAACUAAACUCACAGAAAUGGAUAAUAUAAUUGUAAAAAUUCAGUCAAAAGUCCAAGAAUGGAAUGAAAAUAAUGAAUCUUCUUUGUUUAUUAUCUGUGGGGAUCACGGGAUGAAAGAUUCUGGAGGUCACGGUGGUUCAACCACAUCAGAAACAACAGUACCUUUUAUUGCAAUUGGUGGAGAAUGUACGAACAAUCAUUUUACAGAAGUAUCACAAAUUGACAUUGCAUCCACAUUGUCUACUAUUAUGGGCGUGCCAAUACCAUUUUAUAAUUUAGGAACUGUUUUCACGGAUACAUUAUACGACUUACCUGUUUCAAAGAAAUUAUUUAUACUUUAUUAUAAUGCUAAACAAGUGUUCAAUCAUUUUCAAAAAUUGCCAGACUAUAAGUCUGAAUAUGCAUAUCAGAAAUAUCUAGAGGCAAUAAAACUUCAUAAUGCUUGGCUAACUACUAAAGAUUAUCCAAAUCAUGUGGGAGAUGACAUUGUUCUUUCCUAUAAGGUUGCACUUAAAGGAAUGAAAGAAAUGCUUAUAAGUAGCAUGAUUAAAUUUGAUUUACACAUAAUAACAGUAGCCAUAUUUUUUUUAUGUCAUAUCAUUUGCAUUUCCAUGGGGAAAGAGUGUUAUACAUCCGUUGCAUUCAAAAGUACUAUUUCGUUGAUUGCUUUAAACACAUCCCUAUGGAUAUUAAUAAAUUAUACUUUGAAAUGUGAAAGCAUAUCAUUCCUGUAUACAAAGAGUUUAAUUACCAUUGUGAUAGUGCUUUUUAUAAUAACUGUUUUAGCCACGAAUUGUUACUUAAUUGCCAACAUUAAUUAUUUCAACCCUUUCAUAAUUGAGAAAAGAAACGGUGGAGUAGGAAGAUGGCUAUUUCCAAUUAGCACACUUGUACAUGCAAUUAGCCUCAGUGGUAGUAGCUUUGUCGAAGAAGAGCAUCAAACUUGGUAUUUCUAUUGGGUCACUCUUCUCGUGCUACUGCUUUACAAUUCUGCUACGCAAUUUUUUUUACAUCUGCCAUCGUACAGGAACUACGAACAGUAUUCAUACGCACAAACUUGUAUUAAACUUUUAUUACUGCUGAUUGGACAUAGAAUUCUUAGGAAAUUAAAUAGUACCGGGGAUAAGUACGCUCAUCUUCCCGAUAUAGCUGGGUUCUUGGCUGAACAAGAAAGUAUGUUAAGCAUGACGAUACUACUCAUUACUGCGCUUGCAUUAUUGAUGUGGCUUGAUUUUAUACACGAGGAUAAAAGCUACAAAAUACGGUCAUUAGUAUUUAAUACAAUAAUCUGUGUAUGUAUUUAUCUUCGUCAUAUGCAUAACAAUAGUGUUGGUAAGAUACCAUUAUAUCCUCAAUCUAGAGGAGUAUAUGAAGUACAAAUCUUUUGGGUAUUAUUGGCGAUAAACGCCGUAAAUUGUAUUUAUCGUUUGGUAUUCAAAAUUAAAUCUGAUAAGACAACGUUUUUAAAAACCACGUUGUGUUGUAUCGUACGAACGUGGAUUAUGAUUACCGCAAUGCUUCAUCAACCGCAUAAUGUGAUACUUUUACCAUUUCAAAUCAUUUUUAUUAGCGUGAUUAGCACGAUAAUUAAGUAUAUUAAUAUGCAGCAAGUAAAUACGUUUGUAUAUGCUUGGGCUGGUAGUGUAUUUUAUUUUUAUCAGGGAAAUUCAAAUAGUUUGGCAACUAUCGAUGUAGCUGCAGGUUACAUUGGUAUACAAUCCUACGUGCCAUUUAUUAAUGGGUCGCUAUUAUUAAUUAAUACCUAUUCCGCGCCCGUUUUGGCCUUUCUUUUGCUCGUCUAUCAUGCAGCAUUACAGUAUCCGUAUGAUACAUGUAAGAUUAUUAUAGAAAUCAGUAAAACGUACAUCAGAUGGAGAUUGAUACCAAUAGCUAUUUAUACAAUUAUAAUCAGUAUUCAGCGUCAUCAUUUAUUCGUGUGGUCGGUAUUCUCACCGAAAUUAUUAUACGAGGCUGUACAUUCUACUAUUACUUGUUUUGUUAUAUUUAUCAUAACAAUUUUAGUUAUACUACAAGAGGCAAUAAACAACUAUAAUAGAUGAUGCAAUAUUUUGUGU
Messenger RNA from Hylaeus anthracinus, 2903 nucleotides. It is a transcript of the gene PIG-G, whose product is annotated as GPI ethanolamine phosphate transferase 2. Gene Ontology annotation, cellular component: endoplasmic reticulum membrane. Gene Ontology annotation, biological process: GPI anchor biosynthetic process. The record is from RefSeq and is a predicted model, not a curated record. Bases 117 to 2888 code for a protein of 923 amino acids. Lineage: Eukaryota; Metazoa; Arthropoda; Insecta; Hymenoptera; Colletidae. The transcript is spliced from 14 exons.